Molecule: messenger RNA, 1368 nt
Organism: Cucurbita moschata (crookneck pumpkin)
Lineage: Eukaryota; Viridiplantae; Streptophyta; Magnoliopsida; Cucurbitales; Cucurbitaceae
Exons: 1
Coding region: 56-1174 (372 amino acids)
Cellular component (GO): membrane
Molecular function (GO): glycosyltransferase activity
Source: RefSeq, a predicted model, not a curated record
UCUGUCUUGUCUGUGCGGCGCUGGGAUUCUGGGAUUCCGGCGGACUCUGAAAGCCAUGCUGUUCCCUAACCCACUUUCUUUCAUCAUUGUGCUUCUUUGCCUACCUUUAGCCAUUCUCUUUACCAUCAACAGCCUCACCACCAUUGAUUCCGGCGACCCCUCCGAUCACCCUUUUGUUUUGCCAUUACAAUCUCCCAAACUUCCGCCGGAGGAUGACGAUUUUCUCUUCCCACUUGCCGCCGGUGUCAACGCUACCCCAUCGCCGAGUCACAAAUUGGCCUUCAUGUUUCUCACGAAUUCCCCUCUCCCUUUUGCUCCUCUUUGGGAAUUGUUCUUUGAAAACGUUCCACCCGAUCUUUUUAAUGUCUAUAUCCACGCCGAUCCCGCCGGGGAAUAUGACCCUCCUUUCUCCGGCGUAUUCGCCCACCGGGUUAUCCCCUCCAAACCCACUAAGAGAUUUUCCCCUUCUCUCGCCGCCGCUGCCCGCCGCCUUCUCGCUCAUGCUCUGCUUCAUGAUUCUGCUAAUUCCAUGUUUGCCCUUUUAUCCCCCUCCUGCAUUCCUCUUCAUUCCUUUAAUUUCACUUACAGAACGCUAAUUCGCUCCAAGAAGAGCUUCAUCGAGAUUCUCAGAAAUGAAAUCGGCGCGUUUGAUAGAUGGGCGGUACGUGGCCCGGAUGUGAUGCUUCCGGUGGUUAAAUUGGCGGAUUUUCGAAUUGGGUCGCAGUUUUGGGUCCUGACACGGCGGCACGCGCGGUUAGUGGUGAGAGAUCAGAGGGUUUGGUCGAAAUUCAAGCUGCCUUGUGUACGAUGGUACAUAUGUUACCCGGAGGAGAACUAUUUUCCGACCUUACUAAACAUGUGGGAUCGGAGAGGGGUUGUGCCGGCCACACUUACACACGUGGACUGGAACGGGAGCUUAGACGGCCACCCCCGUACCUACGAGGCAUCUGAGGUGGGACAAGACCUGAUACGCGAAUUGAGAAUGGCCCGGCCGAGAUACGGCGACGGUGGAAUGAGAAUUAGAAUGAAAAGUAGGCAAAGAGGCGGCGGCGGCCGGAAUUGGCCGGUGGGUAAAUCUCAGGGGGAGCACCCGUUCUUGUUUGCAAGGAAAUUCUCGGCGGAGUCGCUCCAGCCAUUGAUGAACAUAUCCAUGGACUUCAUAUUAAGAGAUUGAUGGAAGUGUAAUACAGAGAAACACAGGGUUAUAUAAAGCUUAUUGUAUAUUGUUCAAAUGUCUUGUCGGUUGAAACAGAGGAAUAGACAGACAUGUACGAGGAAAAGUGAAGCGAAGAGAGGUGGAGUGAGAUAGGCUCAUGGCCGAUAUUUCAAAAUUUCAAAUGUCUCAAGUAAUAUAAUACUCAAGUUCAA